Molecule: messenger RNA, 1686 nt
Organism: Maudiozyma barnettii
Lineage: Eukaryota; Fungi; Ascomycota; Saccharomycetes; Saccharomycetales; Saccharomycetaceae
Gene: NAB2
Product: mRNA-binding protein NAB2
Exons: 1
Coding region: 1-1686 (561 amino acids)
Biological process (GO): regulation of mRNA stability
Cellular component (GO): nucleus; cytoplasm
Molecular function (GO): zinc ion binding; poly(A) binding
Source: RefSeq, a predicted model, not a curated record
AUGUCUCAAGAUCAGUUUUCAGAAAACUUAAAGGUUAUUGUAGCUGAAAAGUUAAACGGCCUACAGAACUUCAACGAGGAUGUUAAAUAUGUUGCCGAAUAUAUUGUCUUAUUGAUCGUUAACGGUGGUACUCUAGAAUCUAUUGUCCAAGAGUUGAGUACUUUGUUCGAUGCUAUUCCUGUGGAAGCCUUAUCUGAUGUUGUCCAAACCGCAUUUUUCGCUCUUGAAGCUUUGCAACAGGGUGAAUCGGCGGAGAAUAUUGUUUCUAAGAUCAGAGAAAUGAAUGCCGCAGGACAAUCUCAACAACCUCAACAGCAGCAACCUCAACAACCUCAACAUCAGCAACCUCAACAACCUCAACAACCUCAACAGCAACAGCAGCAACCACAACAGUCACUACCUGGUAUUGCUGCUCCAAACAUUCAGCCUGAGCAGACACAACCACAACCACAACAACAGACAGGUGCUCAACAAUCAAGUCAACCAGCUCCAUUAGUCUCUGCCUUUUCUGGUGUCGUCGCUACUCCUGAUACUACGAAUAAUGCUAUCAUUCCUGUUCAACCUCGUUUCUCUCAACGUGGAGGUGCUGUUGGUAAAACUCGUAGAGGCCGUGGUGGUGCUCGUGGUGGUGCUCGUACCACAGGUAGAGGCGGUUACAGCAACGUCGGUGGGAAUGACCGUUUCAAUCCGUUAGCCAAGGCCCUUGGUAUGGGUGGUAACACCAACCUUAACUAUGUCUCUAAGAAAAGAGAAGGUCGUUGUAAAUUGUUCCCUCAUUGUCCUCUAGGAAGAUCAUGCCCACAUGCUCAUCCAACUAAAGUAUGUAAUGAGUAUCCAAACUGUCCAAAACCAAGAGGUACCUGUGAAUACUUACACCCCGAUGAAGAUCAAGAAUUGAUGAAGGAAUUAGAAAAGACUCGCGAGGAGUUUCAAAAGAGAAAAGACGCAUUGCUAGCUGCCAGAAGCAAACCUGUUCAAACUGGUAUAGUCAUUUGUAAAUUUGGUGCUGUCUGUUCUAACCCUGCUUGUCCUUUCGGUCAUCCAACCCCAGCUAAUGAAGAUGCUAAAGUAAUCGACCUUAUGUGGUGUGAAAAUAAUUUGCAAUGUCAAGAUGCUAGUUGUAAGAAGGCUCAUUCCUCUGUAUCAAAAUUGAGACCUGUGGCCUCCUUAGGCCAUCCAGGUAAAACUAACCCAGCAAUGUCUUCGCACCCUCCUGUUGAAAAGUCUUUAGAACAAUGUAAAUAUGGUACUCACUGUACUAAUAAGCGUUGUAAAUAUAGACACGCACGUUCCCCAAUUAUGUGUCGUGAAGGUGCGAAUUGUACUAGAAUCGACUGUAUAUUUGGUCAUCCAAUUAAUGAAGACUGUAGGUUCGGUAUUAAUUGUACUAAUGCAGCUUGUUUAUUCAGACAUCCAGAGGGUAGAGUCGUACCUCAAAAGAAGGGUGCUCAACAACAACCACAACAACAGGAACAACUACCACAAAUGCAACUCGGUGAAGGUCAAGGUCUUCAAAGCUCAUGGGGUGGUCAACAGAAUGUUCCAACAAACCAAAGAGUAUUUGCCUUACCUGGAGGUUCCCAAAUUGAGAAUGCUCCACAACAAGAGAACUUUGCAAACUCAGUUACUCCCGUUCAAAAUACUUCUGCAUUUGCCCCACAAGAUAAUGAUGCUCAAAUGGAUUAA